AUGUCUAACCGAUACGAAAGAGAAGCUGAAGACCGCUACGAGCAGGAGAAUGACCCUUCCCCUGUUGGGGGCGCCGUCUAUGACAACUCCUACGCGCACGAGACCACUCGCCAGGAGAGAGACCGAAUCCCAGUUCAGAGGGACGAUGAGGACUUCGAAGAUCCCAUGCAGCCCCCGUACUCGAACUCCAACCAACAGUUAGAUGAGGAUGAGUCGGAGGUCAUCAAUGACUCGAACAACAUGCAGACCGGGUCUCGGCUUCGUCACGCAAAGCCACAGACCCGUAACGCAUAUAAUGAAGGUCCCGGGGAAGACGAUCUACCCGCAGAAGCAUAUUGA
Aspergillus melleus is the source of this 339-nucleotide messenger RNA. RefSeq lists its product as uncharacterized. Bases 1 to 339 code for a protein of 112 amino acids. Lineage: Eukaryota; Fungi; Ascomycota; Eurotiomycetes; Eurotiales; Aspergillaceae. The transcript is spliced from 2 exons. The record is from RefSeq and is a predicted model, not a curated record.